Striga hermonthica is the source of this 1497-nucleotide messenger RNA. The record is from the annotation of a GenBank genome assembly. Lineage: Eukaryota; Viridiplantae; Streptophyta; Magnoliopsida; Lamiales; Orobanchaceae.
AUGAAGUGUAGAUUGCCAUUACCGGUGGUGAGUGUUUUUGUCCGGUGGUGCUGCCGAUUGCCAUUACCAUUGGUCUGUGGCGCCAAGACAACUCGGUUUGAGGGAGCCGUAUUUACUGAUGGUAAAGGCCUCAGUAACUGGGAUAUUUUUACCCACAAGAGUGGUAAAAUCUUGGAUGGGAGCAAUGGAGACAAAGCGGUGGAUCAUUACCAUCUUUAUCUGGAGGAUAUUGAUCUCAUGGAGAAUCUUAGUGUGAAUAGCUACCGGUUUUCCAUAUCAUGGUCGAGGAUUCUUCCCAAGGGACGGUUUGGACAUGUUAAUACUGCAGGGAUUGAUCACUACAGCAAGCUUAUUGAUGCACUUUUGCAGAAAGGGAUACAACCAUUUGUCACGUUGACUCAUUACGAUAUCCCUCAAGAACUUGAAGAAAGAUACGGGGCAUGGCUAAGCCCUGAGAUACGGAAUGAUUUUGAGCAUUAUGUAGAUAUAUGCUUCAAAUAUUUCGGCAGCCGGGUAAAAUACUGGGUGACCCUAAACGAGCCUAAUGUCAUGGCAAUUCGUGGGUACCGUUCGGGAAUUUACCCUCCGUCUCGAUGUUCCGGUUCAUAUGGUAACUGUAAGAAAGGUAACUCGGAGGAGGAGCCACUAAUUGCGGCACAUAACAUGAUUUUGUGCCAUGCGGGCGCUGUUAAAAUUUACCGGACUCGAUACCAGAAGGAACAGAGGGGUAGUAUUGGAAUUGUAAUGAAUGCCGUUUGGUACGAGCCUUUCAGCAAUUCUACAGAGGACAGGCUGGCGGCUGAGAGAGCUCAAUCUUUCUAUUUGAACUGGUUCUUAGACGCUAUAAUCUUCGGAAAAUAUCCUGAAGAAAUGCAUCUUAUGCUCGGGACCCAUUUGCCUGUAUUUUCAGAAAAAGAUGUUGAGAUUUUGAGAAAUAAUAAGUUGGACUUUAUUGGCCUCAACCAUUACACCAGCUUCUAUAGCAAAGACUGCAUACACUCGUACUGUGAACCAGAGGUGCCAGGUGUCACCAAAUAUGAGGGCUGUUAUCUUCGUACGGCCUUAAGAGAUGGUGAACUUAUCGGUGAAUCUACAGCGCUCGAUUGGCUUUUUGUGUACCCUCAAGGAAUGGAGAAGAUUGUGAUGUACGUCAAGGGUCGAUACAACAACACACCAAUUUUCAUCACGGAAAAUGGCCUAGGCGUGAUGAAUGAACCGAAUACAUCCAUGAGUUGCUUUCUAAAUGACAUCAAAAGAGUGGAGUAUAUGAGUAGCUAUUCGGAUUCAUUGGCAAAGGCUAUGAGGAAAGGUGCAGACGUGAGAGGCUAUUUCGCGUGGUCUUUGCUCGAUAACUUUGAGUGGAUUUGUGGAUACACAAUAAGAUUUGGGCUUCAUCACGUUGAUUUCGGCACACUCAAGAGAACACCAAAGUUGUCUGCAGCUUGGUAUAGAGAGUUUGCUGAAGCCUAUGUAGGCUUGCACACAUCUUUUAAGUAG